Mesocestoides corti is the source of this 4851-nucleotide messenger RNA. Lineage: Eukaryota; Metazoa; Platyhelminthes; Cestoda; Cyclophyllidea; Mesocestoididae. The record is from the annotation of a GenBank genome assembly.
AUGACACCAUCGCAGGAUGAAGGGUCGUGUUUGUAUCGUGGGCUGCGCUUCGGUGGUUCACUAAAAGCCAAUGUAACAAAACCGAAGCCUUUUAGCUUUGAACAAAAAGAUCGCCUUCUGCUCCUGUCGCGCAAACGUCGCGAGCAGGAGGCUGAAGAAGAGGCGCGUCGCAUGGCUAAUUCUUUUCGCGCUCAACCGAUGCCUAUUGGUGUACCGGAUCGUCUGCCCCCACCUCCCGUCGCCCGCGUAACCACCCCAUUGUCUCCUAUUCUCGAGACCCGUGUGCGAGCUCUCAGACGAGCGUCCUUCGAGUCCCGUUUAGAGGCCAAAAGAGCAUCUCUUGAACGCAGAGUCGCCCUCUUUAAACAGGAGCAGGAUGCCGAGGACGCGAAGCGAUUGAAGGAGGAACGGCGAAUGACCGUGCACAAAGCUGAGCCCAUACGAACUUACAAACCAGUAGCAGCGGUACCUUCGAAACCAGUUACUCAGUCCCAGUCCUUCCAUUUCGCAACUGAAGAGCGGUUAACGCAGGAUGAAAUCAUGCACGUACCACCACAGGGAAGGCGGAGGGAUCCGUCCGCUCCAGAACCAGGAUUGAGUGUCGAUCAGCUUUCUGGUCACCUCGGUUGUCUAGCCCUUAUCAUCGGCUUCUCAGGUAUGGACGAAUACGAUUCGCUUAGUUCCAGCGAUAGCGAAAUAGAAAUGGAUGAGGGUGAGUUAGAAGACUACCAGUGUUUUGUUUGUGAUAACGUGACUCACAGCACUACUGAGUUUUUCGAUCACCUUUCCAACAAUCACGACUGGAAUUUGAAGAAAGAGCCAAAUCUCUUUGCCGAUCAGUACACGUGGAUAUGUUUUGUCAAUUGGGCUCGUUUGAAGAAGUCUCAACAGUGGCGUGACUUUCUUUCAAUCAGCAAGGAUGAUCGCCUGGCAUUUCUCAAACCUGUUAUUGAUGGUGAUGCUGUCCUAAUGAUUGAUGUGGAAUCAUUCUUCGGCGGUUCUGAAGUCUUAUCCGAUGACGAAAAGACUCCCGAACAACUUCGAGAGGAAAAUGAAAAUCUCCUUUUUCAGCUGACGAAGUGCAAACAAAUGAUUGCUGAACUUGUCAGCGGACCAGCCAACGACCGCUCUGGGUCAUUUUUCGGUAGUGCACCUCCAGUUCCCUCCGGAGAUAUGCCUCCUUCGCCGUCGAUGUUUUCCUCAGGAGUUCUUCCGACGCAGUACUUGCUUGAUCGCACAACGCUAAGUGCUUUUCGCCAAUUCAUGCUACACAAUAGUCGGGACUGUUUCGCCGGCAAAACCGUCGUCAAUCUCUGUCAAGAUGGCGGAAUCCUCUCCGUCUUUGCUGCUCAUGCUGGAGCCAGUCGCGUGCUAGCCAUUGAGUCGUCCCGCCGAUUCUCUGAGGUUGUGAAAUCCAUGUCAAAAGCUAACGGUUUCGAGAGCACUGUUGAAGUCCUCGAAAGCCUCUCCAAUGUGCCGUUGGCGAGGGUUGACGUCGUGUUGUGGAAUUGGCUAAGCGACUGCCUCCUCGAAACUGAUGAGUCACAGAUAUUUUCGUUGAUCCGAUCCCGAGUCGGUCGGAUUUACCCGCGCCAAGCAACACUCAACCUCGUUGGAGCGUGCAUCUCCUCGGAAAUUAAAGACGCCUUCAUCCCGCCCUCCACCUCCUCAGUGGGCUUCGACACGUCGCCUCUCGUAGAUGCGGCUUAUAACAAUGUCUACUCAAUCUGUUUAAGUAGUUAUGGCGAGUUUGUGCAAAUUUUGUCUGAGAAACCAACGGUGCUUGUGUCGUUGGACAUGCUGCAAAAUCCAACCUUUCUCUUCGACGUUCCUGACUUCUCAAUACUACUCGAUUCCAAGAAGUCGUCGCCUCUAGAGGUGAACGCGCUGGUCCUCUACUUGGACUGCGAAAUGGACUGCGAUGCGCCUUUUAGUGUUUGCUUUUCAACAUCACCGCAGGCUAAUGCCACUCGUUUCAACCAAUCAGUUAUCUUCCUCAAGAGACCAAUCAGCGUCUCAUCUGGUAGGCGAUCAAAUUCGUGGCUCGCUUACUCGACCCGCCUCAAGCACACUCUUGCUGACGCUUCGACACAACGCCUCGCAAGAGCCCAUCGCUGCGACUCUUUUCCUGCCGGGAAAAACGCAUUUGUACAGCCAAACUACAUGAAUAAAAGCUCAGCCAAUGAAAUAAGCCGUGUUUUGGGUUCAAUUUGGUGUCUUAUUGAUAUAAACGAAAUCCUCGCCGACGACUUCAACCACAAAACAUGGGUUAACAAGGCGGUGGCGAAGCUAAAAUCCAGCGAGAAUCCCGAUGCUGCGUUGUCUUCGCUGAUUCUCAACGUACAAAGCAUGCUUGAUGCUGCAAACCAGGAGGUCAAAAAUAUCUUCCACGAAGUCGCACAAGCAACUCCGCGAUUCCUCCGUGAUGUGGAAUCGGUGAAUCAGCAGGCUAUCCUGCUAAAGGAUCACAUGGAUUGCGUAGAAAAUGACUUCCGCAAGAUGCAUAUUGACGACAGCGGGGUUGUGAAGGAGCUGGAAGAACUCGACCGCCAACGCACCCGAGUCAAGAGGGCCGCAGACGCUCUGCGCGAAGCCAACCGGUGGUCCACACUGGUGAACUCCAGACAGGACCUCAUGGAAGGCGAAGGAAACGUCGAACAGCUUUACCAACUCAUCCUUGACAUGGAACAGAGCCUGGCGUACAUGGAGCACAUGCCAGACUACGAGGCCAGGAAGGCUCUCUUGAGUUCCACGAAAGACCGGCUAGAGGCACUGAUUGCUCCCCGGGUCAUGGAACUCCUCGACGCCCUUCCACACGCCUCCGAUGCGCAAGCAACGUCCAGCCUUCUCCACCUCUUUUCCAUCUUCAAUGCUAUUGGUCGAUCGGCUGUUGGCGUUCGGUACUAUGUAACCUGGUUGGCGAAUCAUAUUGUAGAAAGUUGGGAGAAGACGCGUGGACUGGCCGUCAGCCAAUCAGGACAUUCCCUUCAACAAUCCUUCGAUGCCACAACCGACCGAAUUCUCGCCUUCUACCGGGAAACAUUUGCCUUCCUCAGAAAUCAGCUCAGCCUCCAACUCUUCGAAGGGGAGUCCUGCGCGCCCCUCUUAAACGGUCUCAUCAACUCCCUCGAACGGAUCACUCCCAGCCUCACUGACUCGGUCUUUUCGAGCGCCGAUCCAGACACAAAUCUGCGCCGGUGCGGUGAACUGUUGCAGGCAACAGAGGAAAUGACGGGUCGGCUAUGCGCCCUCCUUUGCCCAACCGGUGCGCCGAGUGAGCUCUGUGUGGCCGUGGUUCGCCAGCUCUGCAGGCCACUCUCUGCAAUCAGUGAGUUUUUCAGGCUCCACGCUCAGUACCUCCUCACUGAAGCCUUGGAAGGCCUCAAGAAGCCGUUCACCGACGACCAGGCUCUCUUGAAAGACCUCAACGUCUUCUCGGAUCGCGUCUUCACAGUUCUGCACAGCCUCCUCCAACUCGCGGUUUCGCAGACCCGUGGAAUCGCCUUGUCGAGUCUACUCGAAGUUGCACAGGAAUUGGUGGUCGCAUUCUCAUCGGAGUUGACGAGCGCCUUCGAGAAGACCGUCGUCUACGUCGUGCGAGAGGACGUCGCGUCUGGCUACUCCCAGGCCUCAGGGCUCAGUUCAGUCCUUCUCCUCGUGGCCGCGACAGGCUGCACCAUGCUCAAGAUGAAGAAGUUUGUGGAGGAAUUCGACGCAGCCUUGGAGAGCGUCUUUGCUCCCUCGAAUCUGACGCACGCAGGCGGUGCUUGCAACAACUCCGAGUGUCCAUUCAGCACUCCCCGCCUUGUGGCCCACAUCGGUGAGGCCCAACCAAGCACCCACUGGGGCACCCUGUACCCCCUCAUGCCAGCCUCUGAUUGGCUCAAACCCCCAACCUCGCAGACCACGCCUGCUCCCAGUGUGCUGCUUGUAAACCGCCUCCUUAGCGUCUGCAAGGCCGCGGUUGACAUGGCAACACGCGUUGCCAUGGCUCCCGUGCACGACCUGUUAGCGAAGGUGCCGAAACUCCGGGUGUGGCCCUCCUAUCCGGCCAGCGGGGAGGCUCGUCUACCGGAUUUGGCGUACCUGCCGCAGGAGUAUAUUACUCAGCUUGGCCAGUACAUAUUCAACCUGCCGGAACAACUUCUGCCCUUUAUGGACCCGGGCGAAGGUAGCGCGGACCAGAGCGACGGUCUGGUUGGGUGCCUGCGUUGUAGUGACUUCAACGUGGACGUAGAUCAUGGCCAGGUGAAGUCUCCGACAGAGCGCACACGCCUGACGUCGUUGUCGUCGCCGCUGCCUCCAACAUCGCCUCCAGUCGUGAGUAGGAAGGCGGAGAAUUCCGCCAUGAUCACGGCCUGGCUUGAUUGGCUGCUCUCGGGACAAGUGUCGGAGGCCUUCGUGAAGGCCAUUUUUGAAAUUCCCUCGCCCAUUCCAACCAAUGGGAAGCCGAUACCGGGACUUACGGAACACGGGGCAAAGCAACUUGCAACUGAUCUUGGCUACUUCCUUGGUUUGUUGGAGGAGUUGGGCCUGCCCACACCACAGGACCUCGCCUGCCUGCGCGACCUCGUUUCAGCGUCCACCUCGGAAUUCCAGCACGUGAGUCAAGGCAAACCGCAUCGACUGGUCGGGGCAGUUAUCAACCUUCGAAUGCUGUUCUUUCCCGAUGACCUUGACAGCGCAAAAUCAGGCGGCAUGUUUGUGAUCGGCAGGUCUUUUGGAUUGGCAACAAGUGCCGAUGCGUUUUCGCUUGGUGUGCGGCGUUUCGUUCCGCUAAUUCGUGGGAAAUUUGCUGCGUACAGGGAGAUCUUGGGCACCCAGUCGAACACCGAGACUGACUCGAGUUGA